ACCCCCAAAUCUGUUCAUCCUUUGAAUUCACAAUCUUCACACUUUUAACCUAAGAGAGAAAAAUGGCACCAAAAGCAGAAAAGAAGCCGGCCGAGAAGAAGCCUGCAGCUGAGAAAACCCCCGUCGCCGAGAAAGCUCCGGCAGAGAAGAAGCCGAAAGCCGGAAAGAAGCUUCCAAAGGAUGCUGCCGCUGGUGAUAAGAAGAAGAAGAGGGCGAAGAAGUCGAUCGAGACUUACAAGAUCUACAUCUUCAAAGUCCUGAAGCAAGUGCAUCCCGAUAUCGGUAUUUCCAGCAAGGCCAUGGGUAUUAUGAACAGUUUCAUUAACGAUAUCUUUGAGAAACUUGCUCAAGAAGCUUCCCGACUUGCCCGCUACAACAAGAAGCCUACCAUCACUUCUCGGGAAAUUCAAACUGCUGUCCGAUUGGUCCUUCCUGGUGAAUUGGCUAAGCAUGCUGUCUCUGAAGGAACUAAGGCUGUUACCAAAUUCACAAGCUCUUGAAGAAUUUUAGGGUUUAUGUUUAGUUUUACUGUAUUAGGGUUUGAUAUUAGGUGUAAAAAUAGUUCCUUUUAGUAAUUAGCUUCCUUAAUCUGUACGCGUCUUGUGUAAUGUGGAGUGCUAAUUGGUCCAUCUAUGAAAUCUAUCAGCUUUUGUUAAUUGAA
Messenger RNA from Solanum dulcamara, 661 nucleotides. Its product is annotated as histone H2B.3. The transcript has a single exon. The record is from RefSeq and is a predicted model, not a curated record. Gene Ontology annotation, molecular function: structural constituent of chromatin; DNA binding; protein heterodimerization activity. NCBI's taxonomy places the organism in Eukaryota, Viridiplantae, Streptophyta, Magnoliopsida, Solanales, Solanaceae. Bases 63 to 500 code for a protein of 145 amino acids. Gene Ontology annotation, biological process: nucleosome assembly. Gene Ontology annotation, cellular component: nucleosome.